UAUAUUGACCUAUAUUAUAUAAGUAUUUACUAUAAAAGCAUGCCUAAGCAGAGUUUUAGUCACUGAUUGCUUUAACAUGCUUGACCAGAUUGACACAUGAAACACGUAGGACGUAAUUAUAUCUUCUUUAUUGAAGUAAUGUCUGAGUUUUGUAAGAUAAGGUAAGAUCAAACAAUUGAUAAUAAUUAGGAUCAACAGUAUGUGGUCUAAUUGAUAAAAAAAAUACUCUAUGUUUACAAUUGCCAAAACAAAGUUAAUUUCACAGCAAAAGUAUUUGUCUAUUAUUUUUAGAAAUAAUUAUUUUUUCAUAUUAAUUUACAUAAUCAUAAUAUGUAAAUAUCAAAUAUUCAUUAUAAGACCAAGUCAAAUCUUCUGCCAAUACAAAACUUGAAAUUAAUGGCGCUGAAGGCUUGUUAUAGUCUUCACAUUCAAUGGCUAGACAUACAGAACAUGCAUUAAGCCAUUUAGAUCAGGUAUUAAGCAGUCCUAUUGCAACUCCUGCACAGAUCAACAAACAUUUGAUGUAUGUCGGGAAUAACAAAGUUAAAGAAAAGGAGAAAUUUGAUGAUGUCAUUGUAAUUAAUGACGAAGAUGACAAAACAAAUACUCCAUCUCCCAGUUCUUCUCCACCUUUGUUGUUUCCUACUGACUUGAGCAUUUUGGACUUGAGCUUUUUGGACACUUUUGAUAAUGCAGUGUCUGAAAAUGCUCUAGUUUCCAGUUCCAAUGAAAAUACUUUCACAUCCAGGACGGAUGUUCUAGAAAAUCUUAGUAGUAUAUGUCAGAGAUCAAGACAGGAGAAUGACUGGAGUGAUUAUGUGCAUCCCGAUACAGAUUGUUCUAUCAUUAGCUCAUAUGAUGUGAGAGGAACAGGGGACACUAUCACUCUUGUGGAGGAACUUGAAGACCAAAGUAAGAGUAAUGAUGAAACAAACGUUUUUUACAGCUCACACUAUUCUAGUGAAGAGAAUUCUGGGGAUAAUAGAGAAAGUGAUGCAGAGAAAAGUAGUUCCUGUGGCCUUGGCAGUACGGAUCACUACACCAAUGCUGAGCUGUUUGAAAAUGGCGUGCUGAUAAACGGAAGUAAAAAAGACUUGGGGAUGGAAGAACUGGCUGCGGAUUCUCCAAUAGAUGAUGACAGCUCACCUAAACUGAUCUCUGUCGGGAUAAGUGUUAGCAGUUUAGAACAACAACAGUUGAAAUUUAGAACAGACCUAACCAGAUGUACUAGUACUAGCCCUGAGUUUUUAAUAAGACAACAACUGUCAGAGAAUGACAGAAUAGCUAAUGACAAUAAAUGUUCAAAUUUCUCAUUUCAUUCUAUAUCAUCUACACCUCAUUUAGAAUGUGCAUCUACACCAGCUGUAAAUUCAGUAAACAUUGACAUGAAUAAUUUAACAAUAUCUGCAACAGAUGAAUGGGUUCCUUCUGAUUAUCUGCAAGUAUCAGCAGAAACUUUGCUUACCUGUGAAACAUCUGAAAAUACAACUAGCCCUACUUACUCAGAUGGGGAUAAAGGCUGUUUGAAGUUGUUACAUACUAAAAGUUUUGAAAAUUUAGCAGACAAAAGCACUGAUAUAACAAACAUCAUAGCAAAAAUAGAUAAUUUAUUGUCCUUCCCAAACCCUGGUCCCUCUGUUUCUAGUAAAAGCGAAGAUUUAAAUUGUGUUAGGCUAGAAGAAAAUAAAGGGCUUCCUUCAAAAAAUACAGAAAAAUUAGAUGAUUUCUUGAUGAAUUUUGAUACAAAUUAUAUGCUAGUGAAAGACGACAGCUCUGUUUCUUCUGAGGCUAAACACAGCAAAGGUAGUGAAGAAGAUACACCAAGAAGCUUCUCGGGGCAGAAGGACAACAUCCCAAAAAGUCCAAGAAGCAAUGCUCUGAACAAUGUCAGCGAUGUUAUAGUUAUAGAGGAUGAUGAAAGCAGCCACUCAUCAUUAAGUUCUGCCCCACAUUCUCCUCAUUGGUUGGCCUUGUCACCUUCAACCUCUGACCUCAGCUUCCUUGAGAAAAAUGACUACUCAGAUUCAUGUGAAAGAAAUGAAACUAAUGCGAUAUGCAACAGAAGUUGUUCUCUGCCAGAUUCAGGGAUGGUCUUUGAAGAAAAUUCAACUUGCAAAACAGAUGAAACUAGAGCUAUAAGCAACAGAAGUUCUUCUUUGCUUGAUUCUGGAAUAGUCUUUGAAGAAAAUUUAACUUGUGAAACUGAUAAAACUAAAGCAUCACACAACACAAUUUGUUCUCUUCCAGACACUGGAAUGAUCACUAAAGAAAAUUUUGUAAUUCCUGAAACUUCUGAAAAUGAAACAUCCUUCCAGUCCACCAAUAAUUUACAUUUUCAUGUGAAUUUAGUAAACAACCUAGUACCUUCUGAAACCUCUCAAAAUUCAUUUUUCUAUUCACCUGAAAACAUUGAUAGGCAUGUCUCAGCAGUAGAUAGCAAUUCGCUUUCUUCUCAAGAGUCAAAUGCUUCCAUUUUGGAUGUCCAUAAAAAAUCUUCUGCGAUGUUGGAGGACCGUGUAAUUUCUUCUGACGUCAAUAAAGAAAAUGUUCCUGCGACUACAGAUGCUGAUAUUGAUUUUAUUGUUAUAGAGGAUGAUGAAGAGACAUCACCUACUUCACCAUCCAGUCCCAUCUCUUGUUCAUCUCGAUGGCUGACUACUGUACCAUCAGAAGCUAAACGACGCUUUCUUGAGUCACCAAAUUGUUUAUCAGAUUCAAGUGGGAAAAGCAGAACAAUACAGAAAGAUUACUCCUUGACAUUUGCAGAAAGAUCUUCACAACAGAUGUUAUAUCACCUUUCAAAUCAAGAAAACAAAAAUUUGAAGGAAUGUUGUUGUUCUAGCUGCAUUCAUUUGCAGAAACAAAUUGAUGUUCUCAAAGAAUGCUUCAUUGCAAUGCUAAAAGGAAAAGAAUCACAUUUACAACCACUAGUGGACACAAUUUGCAACCAGAACGCUGGUGAGCUUCAUUCUUCAUUGCCGCAGUCUUCAAGUCAGAGGAAGCGUUGCAACUGUUAUCAGGAGGAAAUACCAGAAGUGAAAAAAAUAAAGCCUACGUUGGAGUCAUUAGAUACUGUGGAUAUAGAGGAGAAACAAACAUCAGAGAAAUCUUCGUUUCCAAUUUCAGAAGCAGAAAAAAACAAAAGUGAAAGGAUGCACAGAGAAUUUCUACAAGUUUCUACUCAAAAUAAACUUGUCCCUUCCGUGGCUGCUGAGAUGGAAGUUUGUUUACAAACAGGUCCAGGCUGCUAUAGUGGUCCAGACUCAGUGGCUUCUGCUGGCUGUAGAAAUUCUUAUAAAUCACAAAUGUAUGAACCAAACUCCACAACCCCAAAUUUUACAGCCAUAAAUCAAGAAAAAAACUCAGUUGGAGGAAAGAUUAAUGAUUAUUUAGACCCGGCUGGUUUGUCUGCGCUAGAGAGACCACAAAGUUUGUUUCAAAAUGCAUCUUCCACUCAAAAUAAUCCUCAGUUAAACAGCUUCAAGAAACUUCAAUUAGAGUUAAGAGAUGCCGAAGAAAAAAUAACUCACUUGUCUUUAGCUGAUGCCAAAGUAUGGAAAGAAUCUGUGCCGCUGACUUCAGAACACAAAAUAGAGAUGGCUGACCAGAGCUCAGAAGAAAAACAUGAGGCGCCGACACCUUGCAUCCAUUUAGAUUCAAGUCGUACUUUGAAUUUAGAAAACAAACAAACUCAUUCCAUGCAAGAUUUUGUAGUUGGCAAACUGUGCCAGGAGAAUCAAGAACAAGCUGGUGACUGUGAAGUAGCAGACAUGAGUUGCGUGGAUGUCAUAGAUCUGACACAAGACGAGAUGGGUAGAGCUACUGUUGUUGAUGUAGAUGUAGUGAAUGAAGAAUGUACAGGUGAACAUCACCUCGAUGAUCUAUCUAUGGACAGCUUUGACAGAGUUCCUAAGAAAACUGUUCAAGAAGUCCCUCAUGUCCAACUUGUCAGAGGUAAAGAGGCCAGAAAAAAACUAAAAGGAUCAACUUGUACUGAAUGUUCUUCGUAUUAUCAAAGUUUUGAAUUGCCUGACGAGGUCAGUCAACAAAAGAUAAAUAAAAGUUCACGUCAUCGAGACAAGCAUCCUCGGCCUAGAUCACCAGAAAACUUUUGGACAAUAGAUUUUCCUGAAACUGAGAACAGACCUAGUGAACAGAAUGAAUCCCCAUCUCAUCAUCGGAGAAGGAAACCAUUUGACAAAUUGUUCAAGUCUAAAUCGGAAGACAUGCAAGAAAAAAAUACUGAGCUUUAAACAUCAGGAACCACUCUCUAAGCUGGUCUUUUAGGUCAUUUUAUUUGCUAUCAAUUUUUAAAAAAAAUUGUAUUAGAGUAUUUGGACUUUAAAAUUGUUGAAUCUGUGCUACCGUUCAUAACAUUCAUUUUGUCUUUAUGUUUUAUAGCAAUUUAUUUUGCAAUAGUUAAAAAAUGGAUUACUGUUUUUUGUUUUAAAAGUAAUCAAAUGUUGUUGUUUUUUUGUAAGCUACAGCAAUCCACUUUACUGUGUGUUCAGAAAUGCAUUUCUACAUUAGAUAUUAAAUGUAUAUUUAUAUAGUUUUUAAUUCUGUGGCAUUUUACAUAUGAAGACAAUCUUUUUCCUUUGCAACUUCUUAUGUGACUAAAGAAGCUAAUCCUUGAUAUACAUUCACAGGUUAGGCAUUUCUAAUCACUAGAUGCUGCAACCUCUUCAGCCUUUUUUUUUAUUACUUCUGAUGUGUUCAUACUCUGCCAGGACUUCUCCUAUAUAUUUGUCCUCCAUCUUUGUCUUGGCCUAUUGAUUGCUUUUUUUCUGUCAACUGUUGAAGAUGUCAAUUUUGAAGAGAUUCAUGUUAUAUACAUCAGUGUAUCUUAAGAGUGUUGCCCUUCAUUUCUUAUGCCCUCUAUUAGACCACUAUAAAAUAUAAUGUGGGCAUGUUAAUCCUGUGGCAUACUGUUUACCAUUCUUUUAAUUGUUACUGUUUCAUAGUUUUUAUAUGAAUAUAUCCUAAUGUUUUUUGAGAUUAUAACUUUAUGUUUAUAUUAGCAUUUCCUUUACAAACCUUUAAAAUGAUUUACACUUGUUUGCAGCCUAUAAUUUACAUCAGUUUCAGUAAUGCCUGCACACUAUGCUGAACAGAUCUUAUGUACCCAUUAGCACUUCAUUCGUUCAGUUCUCAUUAACUCUCUCUCUCCGCAAUUAUUUUUCCACGUUUUGAAGGAAUUCUUCAUUUGCUUAUUCCUAUUUCACUACCCCUGAUUGGGCUUCAAUAGCUUUGUUGUUUGUUAUCAGAAAAUAUUGCAUUUGGUAUAGAAUUAAAGGGAAAUGCAUGCUCUUUUUAUAUAAUUCAAAGCCAAGUUUAAAAAAUUAAACAUUAAUUUAAUUUAAUGAGUUCAAAAUUAACGAUGGUAUUGUCGAUUAGGAGAGAAAGAGUUAACUAAUUAGUCUAAAAUUGAAUUAAGUCUCGAAACUGUGAUCUUUGACUUGUCUGGGGUGUAUUUUCUAUUCAAGCUACUUUGUACCAUUUUGAAAAUUCCAAAUUUUUUGUUAAGAAAAUCAAAAUCUUAGUUAUUUGAAAUGAUGGAACUCUUUGCCCUUGUUAGUCAUUAACUAAAUUUUGUCUUUGAUAGAGUUGAAGAGAUAAUAAUUUUGUCAUCGCAGUAUUAAUUACAUUUCAGCAUCUAUUAGUGCGUGGUCUCAUGAGCUCAACACUGGACUAUGCCACCUGAGAUCUUCACUGACCUCCUUACGUUUUGCCGUCCCUUCCAUUUACCUUAUCCAUGAUAGAAAGUAAAUUCAUCAGUAAAAUAGCUGAAGCUUUUGUUAUGGACAGUUUAAAUAAACUCUGUAAUUUCAAGUCUGCCAAACUUGUGCCUAGGAGGUGCGGUGGCUGAGCGGUAAAGUGCUUGGCUUCCGCACAGGGGACCGGGGUUCAAAUCCUGGUGAUGACUGGGAUUUUUAAUUUCAGGAUCUUCGGGUGCCUCUGAGUCCACCCAGCUCUAAUGGGUACCUGACAUUAGUUAAGGAAAAGUAAAGGCGGUUGGUCGUUGUGCUAGCCACAUGACACCCUUGUUAACCGUAGGCGACAGAAACAGAUGACCUUUACAUCAUCUGCCCUAUAGACCACAAGGUCUGAAAGGGGGACUUUACUUUACUUUACAAACUUGUGCCUUGCAACGGAGGUUCUUCUGUUUCCUGAGGACACACAAACAAAUAUUAAAAGGAAAAAGGUUUUGUUAAACAUGUUCUAUUAAGUGUUGGUGUGCCAGGUAUGCUUUAUAAAAAGCUAAUUUGCCAGCUAUCAUCUGUUAAAAGCUGCUGUGUCAUGUUUUUUCUAUUAAAAGCUGAUGUGCCAGGUAUGGUUUUUAAAAAUGCCAAUGUGCCAGGUACGUUCUAUAAAUUGUUAUUGUGCCAGUUAUGACAUUAAAUUAAGUUGCUUUUUUUUUUUUGGUGUUAUAUAAUUUUUUAAAAUUAUUUUCCAUUUUUUGGGAAUAUGAUUAAUCAAAUUUGCUUUGAAAAAAAAAACAGCAUUUGUUUAUUUUUAGUCAAUAUUAAAUUGUUUUUUGAGAAAAAACUUGCUAAAUGUUACCAUUCUGUUAUAUGAUUGAUCUCUUGCCACUGAUGUAUGAUUGAUUAAUUGAUUGCAUUUCUCGCAUUGUGUUCUACAAACUGUUAAGAAGGGAAUCUUGAAGGCAUUCAAUUUAUUUCUCAUGGGACAAAAAAACUUUUGCAUUUUGUCAUUGUUAGGGACCAUAUUUUGAUUUCAUAUUUUGAUUUUUAAAAAUUUUGUUGUUUUAUUAUAAAAACAUUUUACUAUAAAAACUUUUUAUUUGUUCUUCCACAAUGUAUUAUAUUAUAUUUUUUUUUAGCAGCAUGUUUAAAUGAAAUGAAAUGUUUGUCUUCUGUUUGUGAUAUGUCGAACAGCAAGACCCACAUUUUUAGUGACUGUAAAGUUUGGUGACAUGUUUGCAUUUCUUAUAAUAUAUACAAACUAGUUUUUUUUUUUUAAGGUAAAUUAUAAUUUGCUAUCAAAUUGUAUAAUUGUGGCUUUAAUGGUAUAAUAUAUUUAAUUGUAUAUUGAAUAUUACAUUUAUUUUUAUACAGCCAUACUUUUUAAAUAAUAAUAUAGUAUAUUCUAUUGUUAUAUUAUAUGUUACAUUUAUUUUUUAUAGUGCCAUAAAUGUGAUUAUAAUAAUAUAAUAUAUUCUGUUGUAUAUUAUAUGUUACAUUUAUUUUUAUACUUGGUCCUGGGUGUGGCAAAAUAUGUAGGUCACAGCUGGGGCUGCAUAGCAACGGGAAAUACUGCAUUCCUCACUAAUCUUCGAACUCGAAGACUAGCCUUAUCAUUAUAUAUAAAUAUAUAGGCCUAUAUAUAUAUAUAUAUGCAAUAUGAAUUUAGUCCCCUGAUUACAUUUGAGUAGUUUUUUCCCCCACUUUCCAUUCUUGUAUCAAGUUGAAAUUCUGCAUAAUUAUUCAUAGUCGAUAACAUACACGAAUCAAUCCAAAAAUUAACCAAUUAGUUAAUCAUUUACCACUAUUUAAUCUGGUUUUAUAAAGCAGAAUGGGGGCUAACCCACAUAGUGAGCGGUUAUUUUCCCCUAGACAAGAUUUGGUUUUAAAAAGCAUUCUUUUUUCUAUUGUUUGUUAUUUAUGUUAAUUUUAUUCACUGUAUUUAGAACUAUGACAGAAUGCUAUACAUGGGCUUUUGUUCUCAAAGACUCUUUUAUUACAUUUUUUAUUUGGUUCAACUUGAAUCUGCAUUUUUUGUAAAAAUCUGUCAUAAGAAUGAGACUCAGAUUGUCUCCCUUUCACUUUCAUUUUUUUGUUUGUCCUAUUGAGAAUACAUUGAAUACAAAACCUGAACUCGUGCAUGCAUUAGCUGACGUCACGUAUUGUAUUUCUACGUAAAGAUAGACUUAGAGACUUUAUGAAAUCUCAAAAAAAAAACAAAAAAAAAAACAACUACUGUACAAUCUUUCCCUGAUGGACAUAUGGAGUGGUCUAUUUACUUAGGAACAAGGGCAUUUCUUUGUUGUAAGAGCACUAGUGGGAACACCAUGCGGUCGAUUCUUGCCUUCACGGGAGCAAAUGCAUCCUAGAAAGCUCAUAGGUGGGCAGACGACCACAAUCAGCUAACCACGUGAUCAACUAUCAGGUCAAAGGUCAACCAUCAUGCGUAAUACAGUUUGUUUUUCUCUUUAAUCUGCAACCCACUCGACUCAAACUACACUUUUGUCUAAUAGCCUUACCCGAGCGCCGCUUUCAGAGCAAUGUUAGAAUACAGAAAGUUAAGAAUUUCAUAUCAUUUUAGGAUCCUAAAUGCUGCUGGUUAAGUAAUUGGUAAAAAAAAAAAAAAACCUAUUUGUGCAGCUGUUUGAGACAAACAUCCAUAAAAAAAAGCUAAAAAGAUUCUAGAAAUAAAAAAUAUCACCCUUUGGGUCAGAAUUUUGUGAUUUUACCAUCACAAAAGAGAUGGCAAAGACAAACAGACACCAAAAAAUCUUUUGCAAAUCUGGCAAUCAAAUCAUUAAAUAGAAACAAUUCGAUAUAAAGUUUUCGCAUGUAAAUGGACCUCAUUCACCAAUCUUAAACAAACAACAUUUUGCUACAUGAUAAUAUUGAUAAAACAACGCCAAAAAAAACUGCCACGUGAUAGCCAUUGUGUAUUACUAAUUUGUAUAGAAGAGAUAGAGAAUCACGUGGCUAAAUGUUAUUUGUUUAUGAUUGGUGACUGAGGUCCAUUAUGAGUGAGUCUGGUGUCAAUGUACAUUUUUUUAAAAAUAGUUUUAAUGUUUUGUUUGGUGUAAUGCACAAAUUGUAAGACAAAUUUCAAAUUUCGUUACGGGCAAUAAAGGUUAUUAUUAUU
Molecule: messenger RNA, 8841 nt
Organism: Biomphalaria glabrata
Lineage: Eukaryota; Metazoa; Mollusca; Gastropoda; Planorbidae
Exons: 17
Coding region: 432-4253 (1273 amino acids)
Biological process (GO): DNA repair
Source: RefSeq, a predicted model, not a curated record